ACCUUGGGAGACCGUAACUGUCACAACCCUCUCUCUGUAUCGUCACUUAUUUCCACAACUUCUAUUGGAGGCCCGGGAUUUGGCACUUACAGCACAGGAGGGGCGCCUCCUGAUAUAUACUCACUGGCACUCUGAAUGGCGACCUUUUGGGCCACCUAGACUCAAACGGCCUUUGUCAAGUGUAGUACUAGAUGAUGGGAUCUCUGAGAGACUGGAGACUGACGUGAGACACUUUUUGAGCCGCAAACAAUGGUACGCCAAACGUGGCAUUCCAUGGAGGCGGGGAUAUCUUCUGCAUGGUCCACCAGGAAGUGGAAAAACAUCCUAUAUCCAAGCUCUUGCCGGCUCUCUGGGUUAUGAUAUCUAUCUCAUCAACUUGUCCUUACGAGGACUGGCCGACGACAAAUUGACGCUGCUAUUAUCGCAAGCACCACCCCGUUCUCUUAUCCUAAUCGAAGACGUUGAUGCAGCAUUCAAUAAAAGAGUUCAAAUGACGGAGGAUGGGUAUCAAUCUGCUGUCACCUUCUCGGGAUUCAUCAAUGCACUGGAUGGAGUUGCAUCUAGCGAAGAACGAAUCGUCUUUAUGACCACCAAUCAUCUCGAAAGACUGGAUCCAGCUCUAAUACGUCCUGGCCGGGUCGACGUCAUAGAAUUGAUAGGAAAUGCUAGCCCCAACCAAGCCCGUAAACUGUUUUGCCAAUUCUACUCUGAGCCGGAUAUCGAAGUGGAGGAUAAACCGGAAUAUACGACGAUACUGGAGAGGCUGGGAGAUGAUGUCGCAAACAGA
This is a messenger RNA of Acaulospora colombiana, 787 nucleotides long. Lineage: Eukaryota; Fungi; Glomeromycota; Glomeromycetes; Diversisporales; Acaulosporaceae. The record is from the annotation of a GenBank genome assembly.